GGUUCUGAAUUAUCUGUAUUCAUUCUCGAUGACGUUGGAUGCUCAACAUACAGCAGGUUCAUUCCCUGUGUCCCAAUGCUUAAUAGAGUUGAAACUGGAAUCUCUGUCAUGUUAAACGGAUGACCUUGUUGAAGACGAUCGAGUUCCUCAGUAGCUACUCCUGCACUUCAGACGAUAAUAUAUAUAUAUACAUAAUUACUGCAGGAGAUAAAGCUUAAUUGGAGUGUGUUAAGAUUUGAACUUUAGAAUGGACAAUAGAGGGAAGGUUUUGAUGAAAAAGUACGAGGUCGGAAGAUUUUUAGGACAAGGAAACUUUGCCAAAGUUUACCAUGCAAGGAACAUCGAAACCAGCAAGAGUGUGGCAGUUAAGGUCAUUGACAAGGAGAAGGUUUUGAAAGCAGGGAUGAUCGAUCAAACAAAGAGGGAGAUAUCGGGCAUGUGCCUGGUUAAACACGCCAAUAUCUUGGAGCUUUAUGAGAUGAUGGCUAGCAAGACCAAGAUUUACUUUGUUAUGGAAUAUGCCAAAGGUGGUGAGCUCUUCAACAAGUUAUCAAAAGGGAAGUUGAGAGAAGACUUGGCAAGGAAGUAUUUCCAACAACUCAUCAGUGCUGUUGAUUUUUGCCACAGCCGAGGUGUUUAUCAUCGGGAUUUGAAGCUCGAAAACAUACUCCUUGAUGAAAAUGGGAUUCUUAAAGUAUCGGAUUUCGGUUUGAGUGCCCUUGCCGAGUGUAAGCAUAAAGAUGGGUUACUCCACACAGCUUGUGGAACCCCUGCCUAUGUAGCUCCUGAGGUUUUAAACGGCAAGGGUUACGAUGGAGCCAAAGCUGAUAUCUGGUCAUGUGGGGUGAUCCUCUAUGUUAUGCUGGCUGGAUAUCUUCCAUUUCAUGAUACCAGUCUAAUAUCAAUCUACAGGAAAAUAUGCAAGGCGGACUACAAAUUUCCUAACUGGUUUUCACCUGAAGUCACCAAACUGCUGUCAAGAAUCCUCACCCCGAAUCCUAAAUCUAGGAUUUCAAUCGCAAAAAUAAUGACAAAUCCGUGGUUCAGAAAGGGAUUUAUUAACUCGAAACCAGUUGAUAUUGAUGCAGUUUUUAGUUGUGAGACUAACUACAACGCAUUUGAAGUCACUAAUUUGAAUGCCUUUGACAUUAUUUCUCUAUCAAGCGGGCUAGAUUUGUCCGGACUAUUUGUAGAAAAUGAAGAAAAGAAGGAAGUUCAAUUUACUUCAACGCAUCCGUUCUCUGCCAUAACAUCUAAACUAGAGGACAUUGCUCAGAACUUGAAGUUGAGAGUUGAGAAGCAUGAUGGGGUGAUGAAAAUGGAAGGACCGGGUGAAGGUCGAAGAGGAACAUUGGCUAUCGAGGCAGAGAUAUUCGAGUUUACACCGUCUUUCCACUUGGUAGAGCUGAGGAAAUCCAGUGGUGACACAUUGGAGUUUCAAAAGAGAUUAAAACAGGAUGUUAGACCAGCUCUGAAGGACAUUGUCUGGGCUUGGCAAGGUCAGGCGUCCUAACCGUAUUCAAGUUUAUUUGCAGAAUUUAAUGUUCAUCUUUGUCCAAUCAUUGUUUGGCAAUUCAAAG
This is a messenger RNA of Hibiscus syriacus, 1580 nucleotides long. RefSeq names its product CBL-interacting protein kinase 2-like. The transcript has a single exon. Gene Ontology annotation, biological process: protein phosphorylation; signal transduction. The record is from RefSeq and is a predicted model, not a curated record. The coding region runs from base 248 to 1513 and encodes 421 amino acids. NCBI's taxonomy places the organism in Eukaryota, Viridiplantae, Streptophyta, Magnoliopsida, Malvales, Malvaceae. Gene Ontology annotation, molecular function: ATP binding; protein kinase activity.